UCUUCAAUAUUUCAUCUACCACAUCAAGCAGUGCAGUAACAAGCACUAAAGUUCCCUCAUAAAUACUCGAGUUCUAGAGUUAGGUGGCAACAAAAGCAUUCUUAUAGUUAGUUUUUGUGUCUAAUAAUCUUUGUGACGUUGCUAUAUUGUGUUUGUGUGUUCAUCUUGGAACCGUGACACUAAAUUCAAUUCAUCUAUGGCUGCCUCAUCUUUUGCUAUGCAAUCAAUCCUGACCAACCCUAUGAUCCGCAUUUCCAGCGGGUCUAGGGUGAACCGUUUUGGCAUUCCUGCUAUGUACAUGAGAAGGAAUGUUAGCCUCAAAGUUCGGUCCAUGGCUAAGGAAGAGAAACCAAGUGAGGCUGCAACCCCAGUUACACCACCACCAUCGGUAGAACCCAAGCCACAGCCAGCCUUUACUCCUGCACCCAAGGUGAGCACCAAGUUUUCUGAUGUGUUGGCAUUCAGUGGGCCAGCACCUGAGAGGAUCAAUGGAAGGCUGGCAAUGAUAGGGUUUGUAGCUGCAAUGGCAGUGGAAGUAGCCAAAGGGCAGGGUGUGUUUGAACAAAUAUCCAAUGGUGGCAUUCCAUGGUUCUUGGGGACAAGUGUGGUCCUAACCCUUGCUUCCUUGAUUCCACUGUUCCAAGGGGUUAGUGUGGAGUCCAAGUCUAAAGGAUUCAUGUCCUCAGAUGCAGAACUUUGGAAUGGCAGAUUUGCUAUGUUGGGUUUGAUUGCCCUUGCGUUUACUGAGUAUGUCAAGGGAGGAACGUUGGUGUAAUGUAAUUUGAGACAUCAAGUCACACAACAUGGUCUUAGAGAGACCAAUCUAUUUGUACGUGCUUUGUUUUAUUAAACUACAUAUACAUAUAAAACUAUAUCGUUAAUCACAAGCAAA
This is a messenger RNA of Cajanus cajan (pigeon pea), 892 nucleotides long. It is a transcript of the gene ELIP1, whose product is annotated as Chlorophyll A-B binding family protein. NCBI's taxonomy places the organism in Eukaryota, Viridiplantae, Streptophyta, Magnoliopsida, Fabales, Fabaceae. The record is from RefSeq and is a predicted model, not a curated record.